AUGCGUUUGGAGCAAGGCUUGAUAAAUGCUUUAUGCAAUCGUGAUAAACUAUUGGAGUUUGAUUCUACUUGUGCUAAACGAACCAGAGUGAUUGAUGAUGAAUUAGAUUAUUUUGCAACAGAGGGUGGUGCUGGAUCAGCUGCAUGGUUAAGUCCUGAAGUUCGUGAAAGAAUCGCUCAGCGUGUAGCUGAGUUAAGAGCACAAAGACAUGCACAUCGUCUACAAAUUUCACGGAUGUGUAUUGAUUUGAAAAACUGUAGUGUCAAACAAGAGGAUACCAGAGAUGAAGCUGCAAAGAACUUGUACAAUCCAAAUGAAGAAACAAUAGAUGAACUUUGCAAAUCUUCAAAGGUAUCAAAUAACAAAAAAUCUACAGGGGACACUCCAGAAACAGCCGAAACUGACACUGACAGAAUAACCUUACCUAUUUUUAUCCCUCAACAAAUUAAUAAAGAGAAUAACAAAGCAAAUAAUAAUCAAAAUCCUGUCGUAAUGGCAUUAAAUCAGCCAAAUUCUCUCUUACGCAUACAAGAUGAUGAAUCAAGACAACUAGUUGAUGAAGGUUAUUGUUUAAGCCUUCAUCAACCCUGGGCUUCAUUAUUAGUACGUGGGAUUAAGUUAGAAGAAGGUAGAACAUGGUAUAGUCCUCAUCGUGGUUGUCUGUGGAUAGCGUCAACUGCACGUAACCCUUCUCCAGAAGAAAUUUCGGAAAUUGAAGAUGAAUAUUUAAAAACAGGCGUUGUUGCCAAAUCAGACAUGCCAACGUCAUAUCCAACCAGUUGUCUUCUUGGCCGAGUUAAUAUUGUCGAUGUGAUAACGCAAGAAGAGUAUCGUGAAAAGUAUCCGAAUGGACCAUCUCAGAGUCCCUAUGUUUUCAUCUGCAAUGAUCCGCACGAAACUCUCAUUAAAUUCCCAAUUCGUGGAAGGCACAAAAUAUAUAAGCUUGAAAAACAUAUACACAUUGCAGCUAAGAAGAACCUUGCCUAA
This is a messenger RNA of Trichobilharzia regenti, 987 nucleotides long. Lineage: Eukaryota; Metazoa; Platyhelminthes; Trematoda; Strigeidida; Schistosomatidae. The record is from the annotation of a GenBank genome assembly.